AUGGAUGUGGGUACCGUACAUCUCAUGACUUCUGUACAGUAUGCACAAGUGGCACGACGGCCAUCGGUGGAUCAGCAUCAACAUUAUCAAUGGCUGCAGUCUGUGGCCUUUACAGAUGAGUUGUUGUUAUUACGGCAUGGAGAGCGAUUGGAUCAUGUGGACCGGGCGUGGCGAAACACAACGCGGCUGCCAGAAAACGAUCCACCACUCUCCACUGCAGGGAGACGACAGGCACUUGAAACGGGUCUGAUGUUUCUGCGGCAACAACAACGGGCAAAGGUACGACAGCGAGCACAGGGAAUGCUUUCCUUUAUGCUUGUUUCACCCUUUCACAGAUGUAUAGAGACGGCGCUUAUUGUGAAUCUCGUGGGUUUUCAUGGGAAACUCGCUAUAUUUGUAGAUCCACUGCUUUCCGAUUGGCAUUCCCCGAAAGUAUUUCCACGACCACCACGAUUGGGUGGUCAAUAUAUAUGUACUGCAAACACUAUUGGAUUUCGUCCAAAGUGGGAGACGCUGGGAACGUUGUUAGUGCCAUUCUUUCGUUCUAUUUUGUUAGAUGAACACUAUGCAUUAGAGGAAACGAUGGUGGAAGAGUGGAUCACAACAGUGGAGAAACACUGGCUGCGGCAGGAACCAUCUUUUCUCGUUUGGACUUCCGCCUCCGCACGGGAGUUGCUGAAGCGCAGCAUGAAUGUAGAGGCUGAACGAACCGAACACACAUCCAACUCCAACAGAAACAGUAAUAGUAACAGUGGUGGAGGUAAUAACCUCACUAUUACUACUACUACUACUAAUAAUAAUAAUAACAACAACAAUAGUAGUAGUGGUGGUGGUGGGUUUAGUGGUGUUAGUUAUCCAGAGAAUGCCAGUAGUUUAAUGCGUCGAGUCUCUGAGGCAAUUCGUGUACACUUUGACGGUGGCGCUGCAGAGAGGGCAACUGUGCCUGCGUGUGUGUGGGAGGCGGUACAACAAGAGGCCCAACGUCUUCCACGUGUAUUUGUGCCUCGCAGUACCGCAACACAACAACAACAGCAAGAAGAAAAAGAGAAAGAAAAAGGGAAACAACAACAAUUAGAUACGGCAUUAUUGCCACCCACUCGAGUUAUGAUGGUGACACACGCAGAUGUAGUCUCUGCAGUGUUAAAGCACUGCUGUCCAAAGUAUCACGGUGUAGACAGCGGAUUUUCCGUACCGUACUGUAGUCUCACGGGUAUUUCACGACGCAAUAACUUUUACUGCAUUAAAAGCGAUAAAUUAUCAUCUGAAGAAAAGAGUGGCAAUCGUAAAAUUGCUGUUGUCUCUGCAGGGGAGCCUCCCUUGUUGUGGUCUGUAAUAGCAGAGACAUCCACCACGCAUUUGCAAACCACUAUCUUACUACAGUACAGUUAA
This is a messenger RNA of Trypanosoma theileri, 1389 nucleotides long. RefSeq lists its product as uncharacterized. The transcript has a single exon. Bases 1 to 1389 code for a protein of 462 amino acids. The record is from RefSeq and is a predicted model, not a curated record. Lineage: Eukaryota; Euglenozoa; Kinetoplastea; Trypanosomatida; Trypanosomatidae.